AUGAUUUCACCUCGUUCUCAAGAGAACCAAUACAAUUAUCACCAACAACAACAAGCUGCUCCAGGAAGUGGUCCUACAAGUCAAUCUGGUGUUCCAUCAAGUAUACCUCCUCCAACUUCAUUACCAAAUCCUCAAUCAAGUUUCCCAUUAUAUAAUAACAAUGGUGGUGGUUCAAAUGGAUCUGGUAUAAAUACAAAUUCAUCUACUCCAACAACAAAUGGUGUUAGUAUUGGUGGUUCAAACAGUUCAAUUCCAACUUCUGGUCCAGGAUCUACUGCUGGUUUUAAUCUGACAUAUAAUAAUAACUAUACAACUACUAAUCCAUUACCUCCAAGUUCCAAUAGCUCAUUUAGCCUACCAAGUGUACCACAAGCAGUUUAUUAUGAUCAACAACAACAACAACAACAUCCAAAUGCUCAAAUACCUCCUCUACCUUUACAAGCAGGUCCAAGUGCACCUUUAGAAAAUGGUCAAGGAGGUCCACCACAACAAGUUUUUUACUAUCAACAACCAUUUUUCCAACCUGCACCUCCAACAAAUGGUGUUAGUCAACCAUUAAUUGCACCACCAAGUCAAGAUUUUAAUCAAUAUCAACAACAAUUACAAUUUCCAGCUCAUGAUCAACAUCAAAUUCCACCUCCACCACAACCAACUUUACCUCAAGCUAAUGGAGUUCAAAAUACAUUACCAAUCCCAGUUCCAUCAAAUGAAGAACUUCCAUUCCCUGGUGUUUUAGAUCCAAAUGCUUAUCAACAACAUAUUCAUGCUCGUUCUCAAUCUACAUCAUCUAAUCCUUCAUUUACUGGUUAUCAUCCAAGAUCCAAUACUUAUCCAACACUUGAUAAUAAAACAAUCAAUCCAAAGAAUAAUCGUCAAUCAUUAACAUCAUCAUCAUUAUUAGGUAUGACACCAGAAACUGCACGUCGUAAUCGUUGUACAAUUUGUCAAAAACAAUUCAAGAGACCAUCAUCAUUACAAACUCAUUCAUAUUCUCAUACAGGUGAAAAACCAUUUGCUUGUUCAUGGGAAAAUUGUGGUAGAUUAUUUUCAGUUAGAUCAAAUAUGAUUAGACAUCGCAAAUUACAUGAACGUGAUGCUAAGUUAAAGAGUGGAUCAAUUAGUUCAACAGGUUCAGGAUUUGAAGAAGAAGAUAAAGAACAUCUCAUUCAACAACAUCAACAAGCUCAACAAGUUCAACAACAACAAACUCAUGUUACAAAUGGUAAUGGAACUACUGAUUCAAAUGGUUUACCAAAUUUGUUACAUCCAAAUAAUGGUCAAAGUAAUCCACCCCCAUCUGGUGAAUUCCAAUUAGGUUAUUUUAGCUAA
Molecule: messenger RNA, 1329 nt
Organism: Hansenula ciferrii
Lineage: Eukaryota; Fungi; Ascomycota; Saccharomycetes; Phaffomycetales; Wickerhamomycetaceae
Product: C2H2-type zinc finger protein
Exons: 1
Coding region: 1-1329 (442 amino acids)
Source: RefSeq, a predicted model, not a curated record